UGUACAUAUGUACGUAUGCUUUAGAAACGAAAAUGAAAUUAAUAGGAAGCAAGCAAUAAAGUUACGCGAAAACGGCAAAAGUGAAAAGCAACCCGCUCGUCUUCCUUCAUGCCCACCUGCCAACCAAACACCCCCAUGCCCUUUAUGCUUGCUUAUAUGUACAUUUGUUCGUUUGUCACACCGCUGAUCGCUCGGCUCUCGUCCCCAUCCAAAGUUUAGGUAGCCGGCCCGGCGACCUCUGCUGCGUAUCAUAACGUUGUAUCGUUGUUUGUUCGUGUGGAGCCCACAAGUCAAAAAACAAACAACUGGGCGAAGGCGGGGAGCGAAAGCGUCGUUGCUGUCGCAGCUGCUGUCACUGCCGUUGCUCUGCUACCAGUGCGAAUAAACGAGAAAUUGCGUUUUAUCGCUUGUGCUGAUGAAAUGUGUUUGUUUUUCGGAAAUUUUGCAGCAUUUAAAACUUAUCAAAAACGGAGUUUUAACAAAUUUAGUUAAAAUAUGAAAUGUUAUGAGUAAAAGUUCUGAUAUUUUUUAAAUCAAAAAUCAUAAAUUAAAUGUGAAAUGUACCUGCUAUUCGUGAAAAUAUAUUGAGAAAAUGUGGCGCGUCUUUACUGUAGUUUAUGUAUUUCUUGUUAUGAAAAAAACUUCGUGUUAUGAAAAUAUGGCUUAUUAAUAUUAUCUGAACUUUUUGGAAAAAAAUAUCAACAUAAUAAAACAAAUGCAGUACAAAUUUCGUAUGAAGAAAUUAUUAUCUUAUCGACAAAUACUAGUUACCUUUUCAACUUGAAACCAAUGGAAGUUUAACMAACAAUAUUGUUAAAARKKRAAAAAAAUAAAUAAAUUCAACAAAUUCGAAAAAAUCGACAACAAUUCACAAGUAAUUGGCUUAUUAUUUUAACUCCACUUGGAAUUGUACCUCAAUUACAGGAACAAUCGAUAAGAUUGUGUCGCUAUAUCUGAUAUAGGGAAAAUAAAGGCCUCAAACUGACACCGACACCGACAAAGAUGUCCACGGAGCGUGAGCUCGCUCCGGGAGGACCAGCACAGCUCCAUACUUUACCUGUCGCUUUUUCAGAUCUCGGAACUACACUACAAUUGAAUACCGCUGUUCGAAUUAUUGGCAAAGUGUAUGAAUCUCAAUGGACACCUUCGCCCCCGCGGCCUCAGAGCCCCACACAAUCGCAGACCAGUUUCGAAAACCUCACAUCGCCACCAGCUACCGGUUCAUCAGUGAAUCCCACCGCCGUGACCAGCCCGAGUGCGCAAAAUGUGGCCGUUGGAGGCGCAACUGUGGGUGGCGCUGGUGCCGCUGGUCUGGCUACACAAGCCUCCGCAGUCGCCUCGCCAUUGGGUGCGACAGCUGCCGCUUCGCCCACCACGCAACCUGAACUGCCAGUAUUCACGUGUCCGCGCAGACCAAACUUGGGACGUGAAGGUCGACCCAUAGUUUUACGCGCUAAUCACUUUCAGGUGUCUAUGCCGCGCGGUUAUGUACAUCACUACGAUAUCAAUAUACAGCCGGACAAGUGUCCGCGCAAAGUGAAUCGUGAAAUCAUAGAGACUAUGGUACAUGCAUACAGCAAAAUAUUCGGUGUUCUAAAGCCAGUAUUUGAUGGACGUAAUAAUUUAUAUACGCGUGACCCGCUUCCCAUCGGUAACGAUCGCUUAGAAUUGGAAGUAACACUACCAGGCGAAGGGAAAGAUCGUAUUUUCCGUGUGACAAUUAAAUGGAUGGCUCAAGUGUCGCUUUUUAAUUUAGAGGAAGCACUAGAGGGACGUACACGCCAAAUACCAUAUGAUGCAAUACUUGCAUUAGAUGUCGUCAUGCGGCAUUUGCCGAGUAUGACCUACACUCCUGUUGGUCGGAGCUUCUUUAGCUCGCCCGAUGGUUACUAUCAUCCCUUGGGUGGUGGCCGUGAAGUUUGGUUUGGUUUUCAUCAAAGUGUGCGUCCUUCCCAAUGGAAAAUGAUGUUAAAUAUUGAUGUUUCGGCAACGGCAUUUUAUAAGGCGCAGCCGGUAAUAGAUUUUAUGUGCGAGGUACUCGACAUACGAGAUAUUAACGAGCAAAGAAAACCGCUGACCGAUUCACAGCGCGUGAAAUUUACAAAAGAAAUCAAAGGUCUUAAGAUUGAAAUUACCCAUUGUGGUGCCAUGCGUCGCAAAUAUCGUGUAUGCAAUGUUACACGUCGUCCAGCACAAAUGCAAUCGUUCCCUCUUCAGCUAGAAAAUGGUCAAACUGUUGAGUGUACUGUAGCAAAGUACUUCUUGGAUAAGUAUCGUAUGAAAUUGCGUUAUCCACAUUUGCCAUGUCUUCAGGUAGGACAGGAACAUAAGCAUACAUAUUUACCCCUGGAAGUUUGUAAUAUUGUCGCCGGUCAACGUUGUAUAAAAAAACUCACCGAUAUGCAAACGUCGACAAUGAUUAAAGCUACAGCACGUUCGGCUCCCGAUCGUGAACGUGAAAUCAAUAAUUUAGUUAAGAGAGCCGACUUCAAUAACGAUUCAUAUGUUCAGGAAUUCGGUCUGACCAUUUCGAACUCUAUGAUGGAAGUACGUGGACGUGUGCUACCACCGCCAAAACUACAAUACGGCGGACGUGUAUCAAGUAUGACUGGACAGCAACUUUUCCCACCCCAAAACAAGGUCAGCUUGGCUUCACCCAAUCAGGGUGUCUGGGAUAUGCGCGGUAAACAAUUUUUCACCGGCGUGGAAAUUCGUGUUUGGGCUAUCGCCUGUUUUGCACCACAAAGAACCGUGCGUGAAGAUGCUUUGCGAAAUUUUACACAGCAAUUGCAGAAAAUUUCCAACGACGCUGGUAUGCCCAUAAUCGGACAGCCGUGCUUCUGCAAAUAYGCCACCGGACCAGAUCAGGUUGAGCCCAUGUUUAGAUAUUUGAAGAAUUCGUUCAAUGCUCUGCAGUUGGUGGUUGUUGUGCUACCUGGCAAAACACCUGUUUAUGCUGAGGUAAAACGCGUCGGCGACACAGUGUUGGGCAUGGCAACACAGUGUGUUCAGGCUAAGAAUGUUAAUAAGACAUCACCGCAAACUUUGUCAAAUCUUUGCCUCAAGAUUAAUGUGAAAUUGGGUGGCAUUAAUUCCAUAUUAGUACCGUCGAUUCGCCCGAAAGUUUUCAAUGAACCAGUUAUCUUCCUGGGCGCAGAUGUCACCCAUCCACCAGCCGGUGAUAAUAAGAAACCUUCGAUUGCCGCAGUUGUUGGCUCUAUGGAUGCGCAUCCAUCACGCUAUGCCGCUACAGUACGUGUGCAACAGCAUCGUCAGGAGAUUAUACAAGAACUCAGCAGCAUGGUGCGCGAAUUGUUGAUUAUGUUUUACAAAUCCACUGGCGGUUAUAAGCCCCAUCGCAUUAUUUUAUAUCGUGACGGUGUUUCGGAGGGUCAAUUCCCUCACGUAUUGCAACAUGAGUUAACCGCUAUACGCGAGGCKUGCAUUAAACUGGAAGCAGAAUAUCGCCCAGGCAUUACAUUUAUUGUGGUUCAAAAGCGGCAUCAUACGCGUCUCUUCUGCGCAGAGAAAAAAGAGCAGAGCGGCAAGUCUGGCAACAUACCGGCUGGCACAACAGUGGAUGUCGGUAUAACGCACCCGACCGAAUUCGAUUUUUAUCUUUGCAGUCAUCAAGGCAUACAAGGAACAAGUAGACCUUCACAUUAUCACGUAUUGUGGGAUGACAAUCAUUUUGAUUCCGAUGAACUCCAAUGUUUGACAUAUCAACUGUGUCACACUUAUGUCAGGUGUACACGCUCCGUGUCGAUACCAGCACCCGCCUACUAUGCUCAUUUAGUAGCUUUCAGAGCUAGAUACCAUCUAGUUGAGAAGGAACACGAUUCAGGCGAAGGAUCUCAUCAAAGCGGCUGCUCUGAAGACCGCACACCUGGCGCAAUGGCACGUGCUAUAACGGUGCAUGCCGACACGAAAAAGGUCAUGUACUUUGCUUAA
Molecule: messenger RNA, 3951 nt
Organism: Bactrocera latifrons
Lineage: Eukaryota; Metazoa; Arthropoda; Insecta; Diptera; Tephritidae
Gene: AGO1
Product: protein argonaute-2
Exons: 10
Coding region: 1003-3951 (982 amino acids)
Molecular function (GO): protein binding; RNA binding
Source: RefSeq, a predicted model, not a curated record